This is a messenger RNA of Sphaeroforma arctica JP610, 1105 nucleotides long. RefSeq lists its product as hypothetical. The transcript is spliced from 4 exons. The record is from RefSeq and is a predicted model, not a curated record. The annotation marks the transcript as partial. NCBI's taxonomy places the organism in Eukaryota, Ichthyosporea, Ichthyophonida.
UGGACAUCCACCCGAGACCACCUCUAAUGGCAGCCAGACCCAUCUCACCGCUCUACUGCUCCAAAAGAACGGAUUUGUGGAGGAGAUAUCGCCGGAGGAACUCCGAGCCAUGCAGUCACAGUACAGAUAUCCGAACGACCGCGUACCAAAGCACAGCAGCAAACACACACCAGGCACUCGCACAGACCACACAAGUACACACAACAACCGUGAGCCUUCUGCGAGCUCUGGCUAUCACCACUCAACCCCGUUAGUCGACGAAUACGUAAACGGAUAUGCUCGCGGUAUCGGCGGUAUGAGCCCACUCCCAGAUGCCACGCCAAGCUACGUUAAUACACACGUAGGGUUCUCUCCCACACCCAAUAGUGAGACUCGGCCCCAGACGUAUCCAGACACACAUACACACACAUAUAUAUACGCACACACACACCACCCGGAUGUGCGCACAAAUAGGCGGGGGGAGCCACACCUGCAACACACUGAUGUGUACGCCCACAGACACACACCUGCACACACACACGAACGUAGGUCAGAGCAUAUGCAUACGCAAGCACACGCACACACACACACACACACACAACCUCGGGAUAGUCGGUCAGAGCCUGUUUCUGUGCAAGGAGAGGGGCAUAACACUGUACAUGGAGAUGAGGACACACAAACAAACAAUAAUAAGAACGAUAAGGCAUACGAUACAACACAUGCAGAUAAGCAUACACACACCCAAGCAACUAAUAACAAUGAGACAGGCGAUAUAGCACAUGUGGAGAAGCAUGCCCACACACAAACAAACAAACAGACAUACGGUACAACACAAGCAGAUAAGUAUACACACACACCACACGUGGGGGUACGUGAGGCACGCGCUUGUGUCAGUGUCAGAAGAGAUAUCUCUGACGACCCAACACACAGCACAACACAUGCACUGAGGACUGCGGGUGACGGGACCGAUGUAAAAGGUAAUAAGGGCAAAGUGAGUCCUGGACAGAUUAAAACGGGUGCACAGGAUAGCAGGCGCAGCUACAUGGUCGUAGACGGGGAGAGGGGAGUGUACAUAGACAGCCCCGCGAAAGGGUCGGCACGUGGAGAUGGGAGGGGGGGGAGGUAG